This is a messenger RNA of Protopolystoma xenopodis, 774 nucleotides long. NCBI's taxonomy places the organism in Eukaryota, Metazoa, Platyhelminthes, Monogenea, Polystomatidea, Polystomatidae. The record is from the annotation of a GenBank genome assembly.
AUGCAAAUCACUGCGCUCUUAGCGAACUUGCUUCUUCCUGAAGCUUGUCUCUCUGUCCAUCUUCAGAAUUUCCAAAAAGUCCCAAUUUCCAUUGUACGGAGGAACUAUUCUCUUCCGAGAAAAUCAUUUUCUGCUCUUAGGCAAAGGUAUUCGAAGGAGCUAAAUUUUUUUCAGUCUCAUGGAUGUAUUCAGCCGCCAGCUAAAGUUAGUGGUAACGGAAAUCCUCUUCGUGGUCUUAUACGAGGGCCAUACAAAUCCUCGCUUAAAAAAGAGCAGGCUAUAAAUGAUAGGCUUCGCCAUGUCCUCUCGGCAGUAGCUAUGAGAAAGUCAUCCGGUACUGCUGACGUGACUGCUGAUACUACGCCCAACGAGCAUGUCAUUCGACCGAUUUGCCUUGGAGUUGACCACCAGAAUUACAACCUAUCCCCCGAAGUAAAUAUAACUCUGGAGCUUUCUGAUGACCUUGAGAAUUCCCGGUUUUGUCUUUGCGUUUAUCUGACAACGAGACUUAUCAGCAACGUUGGACGGCUGAUUGUUAUGGAUUAUAGCAACCUUUAUGAUAGUAACUAUGAUCCAAUUAAUUCACUUUACUUGGUCUUUCUGGCUGCUUUGAGUUUCCAAUCGAUGUAUUUCACUCGACAUCUUUUCUCUUUAUUGGUGUUUUUGGGAUCCAUGAAAGAAAUCAUCCGAAAAAUCAAGCCAUCUGAUGUAUUGACUCUUGAGAACCCGAUUCAGACUAGGCGAGCUAUUAUGUCUAUUCAUCAUGUCGGCUAA